This is a messenger RNA of Scleropages formosus (Asian bonytongue), 4608 nucleotides long. It is a transcript of the gene smc3, whose product is annotated as structural maintenance of chromosomes 3. Bases 175 to 3828 code for a protein of 1217 amino acids. Lineage: Eukaryota; Metazoa; Chordata; Actinopteri; Osteoglossiformes; Osteoglossidae. Gene Ontology annotation, biological process: chromosome organization. Gene Ontology annotation, cellular component: chromosome. Gene Ontology annotation, molecular function: ATP binding; ATP hydrolysis activity; protein binding. The transcript has 29 exons. The record is from RefSeq and is a predicted model, not a curated record.
UUGAAUUUUGUCCCUGUUUUUGUGUCGGCAGUUGGAAAAAUAUUUUCUGGUAUUUUAAAAAUUAAUGUGUUGCAUUUAGUUAAAUAAAACUCCACGUGUAUAACUUCACCCUCUUCCCUUUCGUGGAGGAAGAGGGAUUUUCCUAAAUACCGGUUUGAGGAACAUCGCGCAGACAUGUAUAUUAAGCAGGUCAUUAUCCAGGGUUUUCGAAGUUACCGGGAUCAAACGGUCGUAGAUCCGUUCAGUCCGAAACACAAUGUUAUUGUUGGCAGAAAUGGAUCAGGAAAAAGUAAUUUUUUCUAUGCCAUUCAGUUUGUGCUCAGCGAUGAGUUCAGCCACCUUCGGCCAGAGCAGAGACUCGCCUUGCUCCAUGAAGGAACUGGUCCCCGUGUCAUCUCAGCUUUUGUGGAAAUUAUAUUUGACAAUUCUGACAACAGGUUGCCGAUUGACAAGGAAGAAGUGUCCUUGCGCCGUGUGAUUGGAGCUAAAAAAGACCAGUACUUCUUGGAUAAGAAAAUGGUGACGAAAAAUGACGUAAUGAAUCUCCUGGAAAGUGCUGGCUUUUCCCGCAGUAAUCCGUAUUAUAUUGUGAAGCAAGGAAAGAUCAACCAAAUGGCUACGGCCCCUGACUCUCAGCGUCUGAAGUUGCUGAGGGAAGUUGCAGGGACCCGGGUGUAUGACGAACGCAAAGAGGAGAGCAUCUCCCUCAUGAAGGAAACAGAGGGGAAGCGGGAGAAAAUCAAUGAACUUCUGAAGUAUAUCGAGGAACGCCUGCACACCUUGGAGGAUGAGAAGGAGGAGCUGGCUCAGUACCAGAAGUGGGACAAGAUGAGAAGGGCACUGGAGUACACCAUCUACAAUCAAGAGCUGAAUGAGACGCGUGCCAAGCUGGAUGAGCUGUCCACUAAGCGAGAGACCUGUGGGGACAAAUCAAGGCAGCUGCGUGAUGCCCAGCAGGAUGCCAGGGAUAAAGUGGAGGAAACGGAGCGUGUUGUCCGGGAGCUGAAGUCUAAGAUCUCGGCCAUGAAGGAAGAAAAGGAGCAGCUGAGUGCCGAGAGGCAGGAGCAGAUCAAGCAGCGGACCAAGCUGGAGCUGAAGGCCAAGGACCUGCAGGAUGAGCUGGCAGGGAACAGCGAACAGAGGAAACGGCUGCUGAAGGAAAGGCAGAAACUUCUGGAAAAAAUAGAAGAGAAACAGAAGGAGCUGCAAGAGACUGAGCCGAAGUUUAAUACCGUGAAGGAGCGAGAAGAAAGAGGCAUUGCAAGAUUGGCCCAGGCUACACAGGAGAGGACAGACUUGUAUGCCAAACAGGGACGUGGCAGCCAGUUCACCUCCAAGGAAGAACGAGACAAGUGGAUCAAGAAGGAGCUCAAAUCUCUGGACCAGGCUAUCAACGACAAGAAACGGCAGAUUGCUGCCAUCCACAAAGACCUCGAAGACACAGAGGCUAACAAAGAGAGGAACCUUGAACAGUACAGUAAACUGGAUCAAGAUUUGAAUGAGGUGAAGACUCGAGUUGAGGAACUGGACAAGAAGUAUUAUGAAGUGAAGAAUAAAAAGGAUGAGCUUCAGAGUGAGAGAAACUACUUGUGGAGGGAGGAGAAUGCGGAGCAGCAGGCACUGGCAGCAAAGCGGGAGGACUUGGAGAAGAAACAGCAACUCCUGCGGGCAGCCACCGGAAAGGCCAUUUUGAAUGGCAUUGACAGCAUAAACAAAGUGUUGGAGCACUUUCGAAGGAAGGGAAUUAACCAGCAUGUCAUCAAUGGCUACCAUGGAAUUGUCAUGAACAAUUUUGAGUGUGAACCAGCUUUUUACACCUGUGUGGAGGUGACUGCAGGGACCAGGUUGUUUUACCACAUUGUGGAGACUGAUGAGGUCAGCACGAAAAUCUUGAUGGAGUUUAAUAAGAUGAACCUUCCAGGGGAGGUUACCUUCCUGCCACUCAACAAAUUAGAUGUUCGAGACACAGCCUACCCAGAGACAAACGAUGCCAUCCCGAUGAUCAGCAAACUGCGGUACAAUCCGAAAUUUGAUAAGGCUUUCAAGCAUGUUUUUGGAAAGACUCUCAUCUGUCGUAGCAUGGAGGUCUCAACUCAGCUGGCCAGGGCUUUCACUAUGGAUUGCAUCACUUUAGAAGGUGACCAGGUGAGUCACCGGGGUGCCCUCACAGGCGGCUACUACGACACCAGGAAGUCUCGUUUGGAGCUCCAGAAGGACAUGAGAAAGGCCGAAGAGGAGCUGGGUGAGCUGGAGGCCAAGCUGAAUGAAAAUCUGCGCAGGAACAUUGAACGUAUCAAUAACGAGAUUGAUCAGCUAAUGAAUCAAAUGCAGCAGAUUGAGACACAGCAGAGGAAAUUCAAGGCCUCUCGUGACAGCAUUCUGUCAGAGAUGAAGAUGCUGAAAGAAAAGAGACAACAGUCGGAGAAAACAUUCAUGCCGAAGCAACGGAGCUUACAAAGCCUGGAGGCCAGCUUACAUGCCAUGGAGUCAACGCGCGAGUCUCUUAAGGCUGAGCUGGGCACAGAUCUUCUGUCUCAGCUCAGUCUGGAGGACCAGCGGCGAGUGGAUGACCUCAAUGAUGAAAUCCGUCAGCUGCAGCAGGACAACAGGCAGUUACUAAAUGAAAGAAUCAAGCUGGAGGGGAUAAUGACCCGAGUGGAGACGUACCUCAAUGAAAACCUGCGGAAACGUUUGGACCAAGUUGAGCAGGAGCUGAACGAGCUCAGGGAGACAGAGGGAGGCACUGUGCUCACAGCAACAACAUCUGAACUUGAUGGAAUCAACAAGCGCAUAAAGGAUACCAUGGCUCGCUCAGAAGACUUGGAUUCCCUCAUUGACAAGACAGAAAUUGAGAUCAAGGAACACCUGAAGAGCAUGGAGCGCUGGAAAAACAUUGAGAAGGAGCAAAACGAUGCUAUCAACCAUGACACCAAGGAGCUGGAGAAGAUGACCAACCGACAGGGCAUGUUGCUUAAGAAGAAGGAGGAGUGUAUGAAAAAGAUCCGGGAGUUAGGCUCACUCCCGCAAGAGGCCUUUGAGAAGUACCAGACCCUCACGCUCAAGCAGCUGUUCCGCAAGCUUGAGCAGUGCAACACAGAACUGAAGAAGUACAGCCAUGUAAACAAGAAAGCCCUGGAUCAGUUCGUCAACUUCUCUGAACAGAAGGAGAAGCUGAUCAAGAGGCAAGAUGAGCUGGAUAGGGGCUAUAAGUCCAUAAUGGAGUUGAUGAAUGUUCUGGAGCUCCGGAAGUAUGAGGCCAUACAGCUGACUUUUAAACAGGUGUCCAAGAACUUUAGCGAGGUGUUUCAGAAGCUCGUCCCUGGGGGCAAGGCCACGCUGGUGAUGAAGAAAGGAGAUGCUGAAGGGAACCAGUCGCAGGAUGAGGGAGAGGGUGGAGCAGACAGUGAGAGGGGCUCAGGGUCUCAGAGCAGUGUGCCUUCUGUUGACCAGUUCACAGGAGUAGGAAUUAGGGUGUCCUUUACUGGGAAGCAGGGUGAGAUGAGGGAGAUGCAACAGCUGUCUGGGGGACAGAAAUCCCUAGUGGCACUGGCCCUCAUCUUCGCCAUUCAGAAGUGCGACCCCGCACCCUUCUACCUGUUUGAUGAGAUUGACCAGGCUCUGGAUGCUCAGCACAGGAAAGCAGUAUCUGAUAUGAUUGUGGAACUUGCUGGACAUGCGCAGUUCAUCACGACGACUUUCAGACCUGAGCUUCUGGAGUCUGCCGACAAGUUUUAUGGAGUCAAGUUCCGAAACAAGGUGAGCCACAUCGAUGUGAUAUCAGCAGAGCAGGCUAAGGACUUUGUGGAGGAUGACACUACUCACGGAUAACCUUCCUGCUCUUCUCUUGGUCUGUCUCUUUCAAGCUCGAUUGGCUGUUAUUUUUCUUGUGCCCCAGUGCUCCCUAUUUCCAGUAAUUUUUGUUGCUUUCAUAUUGAGUUGAUAAAAUGGGAAUAAAUAUGAGUUUUAAUGAAACUAACUUGAGAGGUUUGACACGUAAUUGGCUCUGGUGAGGAGUGGUGUAAAAUGUAGUCAUGUGUCAAAGAAAACCACCCAGAGGUAUCUUUACUUAUUUGCUCCUGGCUAUAAUGUUGUGCUUGUUGUUUAUUGUUGAAAUCAUUUUGUAAUCACUCUUUUAGAAUGUUCAACUGUUGCCUUUUCGAUAUUGCUGCAUGUGUUGUACAGAUUUUUGACAGAAAGACAGUAGCUUGUUGUUCGUAUAUCGUUUGCAGAUUUGAAAGCACUAACAUCUGCUUAAGUUUUUUCUCAAAGAAAUAAGACUUUUGGCACAAAAAGGCAUAUUUGGAAUAAAGGGCUCCAUUUAGACCGAAGCUGAGCCGUUAAAAAUGCAGCUGAACAGUUAACAAAGUCCUCCACAGAGGCAUUUUGAAGCAAUUUGGUUUUUGUGUUUUCUUUUGAACAGCAAACUCCAUUUCACCUGUGGCAGAGCGGCCCUUGCCUUGUCUGACCAGUUUUCUGUUCUGUGAAUUUUUUCCUUUUGCAGAUGGUUCUCUUAUUCCUAUUUGCUUUUAACUGUCUUUCUUACCUUCGCUGUUUUAGACAUUAAAAAUAUAUGUAACUAGUCAAAAGUGCACACCUAACUGUAUCUUC